GUUCCAGCCGCCUCCCAUCCCCGCCUUCCUGUUCUGUUCCACCCCUCCUCCACGGUUCCCUCCGGCCUCCCAUCCCCGCCUCCCACCGGCACCGGCGCCGCUGCCUCUCCCACCGGCGCCUCCCUCCCUUUCUCCAGUCCGACAGUCCCAGCUGCAGCAGUACAGCUCGUCCCAGGCUCCCAGCAGCAGCAGCGCUCGUCCGGUCGUCCCCUUGCACCAGCGCCUUCUCCGCCUUGUUUCUCCCUACGCCUUAGCCGCCUCAUCGGUCGUCCCUGUUGCAGCCACCCUCCCUUUGAAAAACCCUUACCCUGCCGUUGCUGCUUUCAGUAGUUCUUGCAGCCAUUGGAGCUCUCUAAAUCCGACCACGAGGGGUGAAGCUUUGAACGAAUUACAUUUUGGACCCCUAACUGAAGUGGUGGAAAUCUUUUACAUGGGAGCGCCUUACAUGGAUGAACUAAGUUUCACUGAUUCUGAGCUAGAUCAUCAUGUUAGGAAUGCCCUCAAAGCUGCUAUUCAGGGCGACUGCAACUUUUAUAACCAGCUUGUGGCAGUGAUACACCAUAAAGAACGUCUUGUUACUGAAGAGGUGGCCCUUCUUGUGACAUGUUUAAAAGCUGUGACGGGAGCAGUCUCAUGUGUACACAUUGUUCAUCAUCGGUCUCUACUUGCUGCUAUACUAGGGAUGAGCUUGUGGGAUUAUGGAACAGAUGUGAUGGAUGCAUUGAUUGAAUUGCUUAUUGCCUUGGCUUCAUCAAAUGGUGAUUAUGUUGAUUUAUGCCUGGAGAUGCUUGUAAUGAAUUUCAUGCCUCCACCUGCUGCUUCUUACUUUGUUGAAUUACUGAAGCAACCUCGGGGUCUUGCUAAAAAGAUUCAAGUUCUUGAUCGUGUCCAUUCAACCUUGAAAGAUAUUUCAAAUCUAGUUCCUCUUACGCCGCUCAGACUAGAGAAGAUAGUGAGGGAUAGAAUGCCCCCCAUAUACGCUAAAGAACCUUUCAUUGUGAUGUAUGCGGAGAAUAUAUUGAGAUUGGAGAGUGGUACGAUGGGUGAACUUGUUGGUAGCACUGGCUUGGUCGCAUUAAUGGACAAACUAAUAGAGUUGGAUGUGGAAAUUUCUUGGGAGGAUAUUUUGCAGGAUGAUUUCCAUAAGGGUAUGUUCGAUAUAGAACUAGAAGACCUUGAGAGCCCUGCAGAUCCUAUCGAGCAAGAUGGUGAUGAGCUUACUAGGGAUGUUUUAAUCGAAAGGUUUCUUAGUACAAACUUGAGUGCUCAAAAGUUAGACAGUCUGAUGGUGCUUACAUUUGAAUACCUUAAAUCUUGUUAUGAGAGUGGUCGUCUGGUUCAGGUGUUUGAGACCCUCCUCCAAUCAUUUCAGAAAACAACUUUGACUGCUUACAAAUCAAAAUUUGCUCAGUUUGUCAUGUUCUAUGCUGGCUCGCUGGAUCCUGAAAAUUGUGGAAAGAUGUUUGCCAAUGCUCUUAUAGAUAUCUAUGUGAGUGGCGUCAAUCCUGAAUGGAGAAUGAGCGCUGUAGCGUACCUUGCAAGUUAUCUGGCUCGUGCCAAAUUUAUUCCCGUCUCAUUUGUUGCUGCGAUGCUGGAAAGAGUGGUGUGCUGCUGUUUCCUUUAUUGCAAAAACCAGGAUGGUGACAUUAAUCCAAAAGCUCAUAAACUAUUUUAUGCUGGUUGUCAGGCUAUAAUGUAUGUGCUUUGUUUUCGUAUGAAACAAAUGCUUGCUAUUCCUCGGCUGAAGUCCCAACUACUGCUCAUGCGCAUCGACGAUAUCCUUGGGCAUCCUUUAAGACCACUGCAGAUAUGCCUGCCAUCAAUAGUAGAAGAAUUUCUACGGCUGGUCAAAGCAAGUCGCAUAUUUUCUCUGCCCGAAACACUUGUCGAACAUGGACUCCUGGAAUCGCAGCAUUCUAUGGUAUUUGGUGGGUUAGAAAGAUUAGACAUGUUUUUCCCAUUUGAUCCUUGCCUGUUAAGGAAAUGUGACAGCUACAUCCGGCCAAAUUAUGUGUACUGGUCAAUGGUGAGAAGCACUUAUGAUGAAGACGAUGACGAAGAAGGCACGAGUGAUGAAGAUGUUGCAGAUGCCUAUGAGUGUGGAAACGGGAUGAGUAUUCCAAGUGACAGGAGUCACGAUGAGGGAGAGUCCGAUGCUGAUGAGUUUGACUGUUCUCUGGAUAAAAUGUCCAUUACACCUAGGGACUUGAGUCACAAAUUCGGGGGCAGAAUGCAGAGAUUCACGCAGAUGCCCUCCAAGAUCAGACCUUCAACGAGUCCCGAGUCAUUGUGAUUCUUGUUCUGAAAGAACACCAUAAUGUUAAGUGUAAUAGUAUUAGGAAGAGAUGUAUACGAGAUACAGCAAUGGUGCUUUGCAGAGUAAGAAACUGAAUGUAGGGCAAUUUUGACAAUCUUUGUUUUUGAUUUGUAAACAUUCUAACACUCAGCUGAAGCUUGAGGUAAAAGAAUUUGUGCACAUCUUCAAGUGUUAAA
Salvia miltiorrhiza (redroot sage) is the source of this 2493-nucleotide messenger RNA. RefSeq lists its product as uncharacterized. Lineage: Eukaryota; Viridiplantae; Streptophyta; Magnoliopsida; Lamiales; Lamiaceae. The record is from RefSeq and is a predicted model, not a curated record. Gene Ontology annotation, cellular component: nucleus. Gene Ontology annotation, biological process: transcription initiation at RNA polymerase I promoter. The transcript is spliced from 17 exons. Gene Ontology annotation, molecular function: RNA polymerase I general transcription initiation factor activity; RNA polymerase I core binding. The coding region runs from base 431 to 2293 and encodes 620 amino acids.